CCCAAACCCACUUGUCGCGUGCUGCCUCGCGAGCCUCACGCAAGGUUCAACAUUGACAGCGCUAACACGCUUACUCUUGCUCUCUUUCCAGUCUCAACGGUCUGCCAAGGUCUAGCCACUUCGUUUUCCGGCAUCUGGUUGCGAUGCAACCACACCUGUGCCAGUCUACGCGAGGCUGUGGACUCCAUACUCUCGCAUCAUCGCAUCAACACCUCGGCGGUUACUCCUUUCUGCAACAACUCCCAUGGUUGACCAUCUCAAUGGCUUCACUGCCAAGUCGAGACCCGACCGCCACGCAUGGCGCCUCCGAUCGCGAGGCCUCCAUCGCAGCCUCGCUCACUCCAUCUCCCGUACUCAUAAGGCCUCCAUUUAAUCCUUCCGAAAUUGCAGUGGCACCUCUUGUCUUCCCACCAACUCUUGUCACUCGCUCGAGCCCAUCGUUUGUUGGAAAAUGCCCCGACCCGUUGACCUCGCCCUCCGUGAGGGAGAUUAUGACAAUGUCCUUUCGGCCUCCGUCCAGGAAGACGUGAAGCAAGACAUUGUCGGUCCCCUCAAAGGCGAGCAGCAAGUGCCGCUUGCCAAAGUCCCUUCGUUCAGUCUUUGGUCAAGGCAGAGUUAUAGCUUCUUGACGAGGAAGUCGUCUUCGGGCACUUCAUCGUCUGGGGCACCGACUCCUGCUUUGACUCUUUCCCGCGCUCCUUCGGGCUAUGCGUCUGAGACUGCAACGCCCGUGGAUGACUCUCGGGAUUACUUCUCUACUUUCAAGCUGUCGCGAAAGCUCAGCUACGCUCUCAAGCAGGGAGAGAUCCCUCGCACUCGAUCGAGCGUGUCCACCAAAUCCGUCCCUGAGGAGCCGGCCUCCAGCAGCGACGAUGCAUCUUCUCUCGAAUUGCCUUCCACUGGAGCUACUCCCUCCACCUACGAGGCCACCGACGAUUCUUCCAUUGGCGUGGCACGCUCCGUCGACAACAUUUCCGUUGAUGAAGCUUCCAUUCGCUUGGCACGCUCCGUGGACUUCUCCGUUGGCGUAGCACGCUCCGUCGGCAUCGCCGUCGACGAUGCUGCAUCCGAGCAAGGCGCCAACGUUACGGUCUUGCCAGUGCCUCGCAUUCCUGAAGCCGCACUGCGAUCUACCAGUACGCCCAACCUGCAUCAGCCUACCGCCCGACCUGUCCUCCCACAACGGCAAUCUUUGCCAACUAUCACGGACGAGACUACAGAUGUCUCUUUCCUUGCUCAAUUGCAAAGCCCGGAAUUGAACCUGGCCCUUCGUCAACCUUUGGCCGCCUUCCAGCCUCCGCGACCGCGCGUGCAAGACAUUGACGAUGAUAUCGACAUUGAGAUGGCCGACGGUCAACACCAAAGAGUCGUCGCCACUGCCGACGAUGAAGGCGUCACCCCCAGCGACUCCGCGAGCCAGGACUCCAAUACCAGCAUCUGGGGCCGGACCAAACAGAUGUACAUCGACACAUACUGCCCAACGGAGACACCCCCAUUGCUCCUGCCGACCGGCCCGACCGACGUGGAGAAGGUAUCGUACCUCAAGACCAACCGCAUCCCGCUGUAUGCCUUUGGCGUCUUCUCCUUCCUGAGUCUCUCCGCUGGCAUGUGGCUCUUCACCGUCUCGACCGUCUACUUGUACUGGUUCGGCGCCGUGGUCUUCCUCUUGCAACUCUACCUGAUCAUCUCGUACACCGUCUCCAUCUGUGGCAAAGACUACGACUACAAGAAGCACCAGAAGAUGGUGGAAGACAAUCCUAUCAACGAAUUGACCGCGCCCACCGUCGACAUCUAUCUUCCUUGCUGCAAGGAGCCCAUCGAGGUCCUGGAGAACACGUACAAGUACGUCACCGAGCUCAAGUGGCCUGCCGGCAAGAUCAAGGUGUUCGUCUUGGACGAUGGUGCCCAGGAUGAGGUCCGAGAUAUGGCUGCCAAGUACAACUUCGAAUACAUUGUGCGCGGUGAUCGCCCUCGCCUGAAGAAGGCUGGUAACCUUCGAUGGGCCUUUGCUCGCACUUCGGGAGACUUCUUUGCCAUCUUCGAUGCGGAUUUCUGUCCCCGCCCCGACUUCCUCAACGAGAUUAUGCCAAUUCACAUGUCCAAGACCGACACCGCCAUCGUGCAGACUCCCCAGUUCUUCCGAACCUCGGACAAGCAGACGUGGGUCGAGCAGGGUGCCGGCUCGGUGCAGGAGCUGUUCUACCGAGUCGUCCAGAUCAACCGCAACCGCUGGGGCGCGUCCAUCUGCGUGGGCAGCAACGCCGUCUACCGCCGCGAGGCAUUGGCGGAGGUGGGCGGCACUGCCGAGAUCGGAUUCUCCGAAGACGUCCACACCGGCUUCUACGCCUUGACUCGCGGCUGGAAGGUCCGGUACCUUCCUCUCUGCCUGGCCUGCGGCAUCUGCCCGGACACCCCGAAAGCUUUCUUCAGCCAGCAGAUGCGCUGGUGCAUGGGCUCCACCACUCUCCUCACCAACAUGGACUUCUGGAGAUCCUCGCUCAGCCCCGUGCAGAAGAUCUGCUACCUCUCCGGCAUGAUGUACUACUCCGCCGUCUCGCUGUCCAUCUUCCUCAGCCCCAUGCCCGGUUUGAUGAUGAUCUGGGCGCGCCCGGACUACGUGCACUACUACAACUUGGCCUUCGCCUUCCCCUCCAUCCUCUACUCUCUGAUCGCCCUGCGACUCUGGGCCAAAUCCUCCUACGGCCUGAACGUCCAACAUAUCAUGUACAUCCAAUCUUUCGCCUACCUCACCGCCAUCAAAGACCGGCUGUUCGGGCGAGCACUAGCCUGGGUGCCGUCGGGAGACACCAAGUCGCACAAGAACAACAAGUACCGCAACAUGCGCAUCCUGGCUUGCUGUUGGAUGGGCACCAUCUUCGCCACGCUCAUUUCGGGCAUCACGUAUCAGAUUCUGCGCGGGGGCUUGAUCUGGUAUGAUACGAUUCCGCUGAUCUGUUUGGACACGUUUAAUCUGUAUAUUGCUCAUCGCUUCUUGUUCUGGCACGGGAAGAUUUGAUUUGCGUUUGGGAUGGGUGGCGUUUUGGUAAAAGGUCCUGGGUAUAGACUAGAUGUCAAUUCAAUGCUGUUGAUCAGCUUCACGCACAACUCCACUACUCGUUUAUACUUUCGAAGGCCUAUCAACACCUCGUAUCGUAC
Molecule: messenger RNA, 3156 nt
Organism: Neohortaea acidophila
Lineage: Eukaryota; Fungi; Ascomycota; Dothideomycetes; Mycosphaerellales; Teratosphaeriaceae
Product: nucleotide-diphospho-sugar transferase
Exons: 3
Coding region: 452-3016 (854 amino acids)
Source: RefSeq, a predicted model, not a curated record